GCGGGAGCCACCAUACCAGUCAGGACGCACAUCUUAAGGAUACUCCUGAGGUGGAGCUGGGCUUUUCCUGCAGAAGCGCCUCUGGGAAUUGCGCCCUUUACCCUCCUUGUUGCCUAGGGAACUACAUUACCCAGAAAACUCAGCCUCGAAUGAUAGCGUAGAAGACCCCUGAGGGCUCAGAAUAAAGGCGUUUCCUGUGUGCACGUGACAAUGGGUCCGGACUUCCGGCGCCCUCUGGUGGCGGCCAUUUUGAUUGGUGUUGGGUUUAUUUGUCGGAGAGGCUCCUGAGCGCUAGGUCCGCACUGUGGUGACUGAACCCAGAAGUCGGGGUGCAGUUGCCCUCUGCUGCACAGAGGCGACUCUGGAGCUCUGUGACGGCGCCCAGCGUGACCCACUCCUGGGCCAGGAUACGGACCGUCAUGCCCAUAUCUCCUGGCUGGUCGCCCUCUCCUCCCGACCCUGCUUAAAACCACGUGGUUCGAUGGCUGCCGCGGCCACGCUGAGGCUCUCCGCUCAGUGUCAGGUGAUAUUUGAGUCCACAAAAGCCAUGAGCUAAAUGGAGUUCGGAGGAGGCAAUUCUCUUGUGAUUCCAGUUCACUUGGUAGUCGGCCAUGGGCACAGAGGCUGAAGACACUCCACAAGUCAGUCAAUAUAGCAAACAAUACACAAUAGUAUACUUAACAUGAGUCUCACUCUGUCACCCAGACUGGAGUGCAGUGGCGUGAUCACGGCUCACCACAACCUCCGCCUACAGGAGAUAUUUUGAUACAGGGCACAGUGACUUUUGAAGACGUGGCUGUGAACUUUACCUGGGAGGAAUGGAAUCUCCUUAGUGAGGCUCAGAGAUGCCUGUACCGUGAUGUGACGCUGGAGAACCUGGCACUUAUAUCCUCCCUGGGUUGUUGGUGUGGAGUGGAAGAUGAGGCGGCACCUUCUAAGCAGAGUAUUUAUAUACAAAGAGAGACUCAGGUCAGGACUCCUAUGACAGGUGUGUCUCCCAAGAAGGCCCACCCCUGUGAGAUGUGUGGCCCGAUCUUGGGAGACAUUUUGCAUGUGGCAGAUCAUCAGGGAACACAUCACAAGCAGAAACUGCACAGGUGUGAGGCCUGGGGGAAUAAAUUGUAUGACAGUGGAAACUUUCAUCAGCACCAGAAUGAGCACAUUGGAGAGAAACCCUACAGAGGGAGUGUUGAGGAGGCGUUGUUUGCGAAGAGGUGUAAGUUGCAUGUGUCAGGGGAGUCAUCCGUCUUCAGUGAGAGUGGGAAGGACUUUUUGCCCAGGUCAGGAUUACUCCAGCAGGAGGCCAGUCACACUGGGGAGAAGUCAAACAGCAAAACUGAGUGUGUGUCUCCCAUUCAGUGUGGGGGAGCUUACUAUAGCUGUGGAGAAUCCAUGAAACAUUUUAGCACCAAACAUAUACUCAGUCAGCACCAGAGACUUCUCCCUCGAGAAGAAUGUUAUGUGUGCUGUGAAUGUGGGAAAUCCUUUAGCAAAUAUGUUAGCUUCAGUAAUCAUCAGAGAGUUCACACUGAAAAAAAACAUGAAUGUGGAGAAUGUGGGAAAUCCUUUAGCAAAUAUGUUAGCUUCAGUAAUCAUCAGAGAGUUCACACUGAAAAAAAACAUUAUGAAUGUGGAGAAUGUGGGAAAUCCUUUAGCAAAUAUGUUAGCUUCAGUAAUCAUCAGAGAGUUCACACUGAAAAAAAACAUGAAUGUGGAGAAUGUGGGAAAUCCUUUAGCAAAUAUGUUAGCUUCAGUAAUCAUCAGAGAGUUCACACUGAAAAAAAACAUUAUGAAUGUGGAGAAUGUGGGAAAUCGUUUAGCAAAUAUGAUAGCUUCAGUAAUCAUCAGAGAGUUCACACUGACAAAAAACAUUAUGAAUGUGGAGAAUGUGGGAAAUCUUUUAGUCAAAAGAGCAGCCUCAUUCAACAUCAGCGAUUUCACACUGGAGAAAAACCUUAUGGGUGUGAAGAAUGUGGGAAAUCUUUUAGUUCAGAAGGACAUCUUAGGAGCCAUCAACGAGUUCACGCCGGAGAAAGACCUUUCAAGUGUGGAGAAUGUGUGAAAUCUUUCAGUCAUAAGCGCAGCCUUGUUCACCAUCAGCGAGUUCACAGUGGAGAAAGACCUUAUCAGUGUGGAGAAUGUGGGAAAUCUUUCAGUCAAAAGGGCAACCUCGUUCUACACCAGCGAGUUCACACUGGAGCAAGACCUUAUGAGUGUGGAGAAUGUGGGAAAUCAUUUAGUUCAAAAGGACAUCUUAGGAACCAUCAGCAGAUUCACACUGGGGACAGACUUUAUGAGUGUGGAGAGUGUGGGAAAUCUUUUAGUCAUAAAGGCACCCUCAUUCUACAUCAGCGAGUUCACCCUAGAGAAAGAUCUUAUGGGUGUGGAGAAUGUGGGAAAUCUUUUAGUUCAAUCGGGCACCUUAGGAGCCAUCAGCGCGUUCAUACUGGAGAGAGGCCUUAUGAGUGUGGAGAAUGUGGGAAAUCUUUUAGUCAUAAGCGCAGCCUUGUUCACCAUCAGCGCAUGCACACUGGAGAAAGACCUUACAAGUGUGGAGACUGUGGGAAAUCUUUUAAUGAAAAAGGACACCUUAGGAAUCAUCAGCGAGUUCACACUACAGAAAGACCUUUUAAGUGUGGGGAAUGUGGGAAAUGUUUUAGUCACAAGGGUAACCUCAUUCUACACCAGCAUGGCCAUACUGGAGAAAGACCUUAUGUAUGUAGGGAAUGUGGAAAAUUAUUUAAGAAGAAGUCUCACCUCCUUGUACACCAGAGAAUUCACAAUGGAGAAAAGCCAUAUGCAUGUGAGGCUUGUCAGAAAUUUUUUAGAAACAAGUACCAACUCAUUGCACAUCAGAGAGUUCACACUGGAGAAAGGCCUUAUGAAUGCAAUGAUUGUGGAAAAUCGUUUACCCACAGCUCUACAUUCUGUGUUCAUAAGCGAAUUCACACUGGAGAAAAGCCUUAUGAGUGCAGUGAAUGUGGAAAAUCUUUUGCUGAAAGCUCCAGUUUCACAAAACACAAAAGAGUUCACACUGGAGAAAAGCCUUAUGAGUGCAGUGAAUGUGGAAAAUCUUUUGCUGAAAGCUCCAGUCUCACUAAACACAAGAGAGUUCACACUGGAGAAAAGCCUUAUAAAUGUGAGAAAUGUGGGAAAUUAUUUAACAAGAAGUCUCACCUCCUUGUACACCAGAGUUCACACUGGAGAAAAGCCAUAUGAGUGUGAGGAUUGUCAGAAAGUUUUUAGCAAGAAGGACCACCUCAUUGCACACCAGAGAGUUCACACUGGAGAAAGGCCAUAUGAAUGCAGUGAUUGUGGGAAGUCAUCUACCCACAUUCCGUGUUCAUAAGAGAGUUGACACUGGUCACACCACCUUAUGAGUGCAGUGAAUGUGGGAAAUCCUUUGCUGAAACUUUCAGUCUCAUUAAACACAGGAGAGUUCACACUGGAGUAAGGUCUUGUGAUUGCAGCAAAUGUGGAAAAAAAGUUACCUGAAGGUCUUUUCUCCUUGAAUAUCAGAGAGUUCACACUAGACAAAUAAAAUACAUUUGGGCAAUUUUGUAGCCACACCUCUUUGCUCCUUCAAGAUCAGAGUUAACACUGGAUCAGGGCCUUACCAGUGUGACAUGUGAGAUAUUUAUGUAGAAAUCUAGCUUCAUAACAGGAGACUUCCCACUGCAGAAAUGCCUUUUGAAUGUAAUGAAUGCAAGAAAGCCUUCAGGCUUUUUAUUGGAGCCUCAAACAUUGACAUGAGAAAAACGCCAUAGAUGUAUAUGGAAUGUUAUUUCUUUUUCAAUGUAACCCUUUGAGAGUGCCACCUACCUAGAUUGAAUGUCAUUUAUUGAGCAUCUGCAAAAGUUCCAAGCGUCCGGUAGCUACAGUGCAUUUUUCACUAUACCCAGGUACCUUGCUAGAUUUUUUUUGAGACAGGUUGUCACUGUGUCGCUCAGGAUGGUGUGCAGUGGUGUGUUCACAUUUCACUGCACCCUUGAUCUGGGCUUAAGUGAUUCUGUUGCCUCGGCCUCCUGAGUAGCUGAAACCACAGGCAUGCACUACCAUGCUCCACUAAUUUUUUUAAGUUUUGGAGAGACAGGGUCUCACCAUGUUGCCCAGGCUGGUCUUAAACUCCUGGCUCAAGCGAUCCUUCCACCUUGGCCUCCAAACAUGCUGGGAUUACAGGUGUGAGUUACUGUGCCUGGCCUUUUUUUUUUUUUUUUAACUUUUAAUUUCUGAUCGAGUCACAGGAUUUGUUGAGUAGCUUUAGCACUUCUUCCUUUGUCAUUUUUUUCUGUCUGAUAAGUCAUGCCAUGGACGUUACCCAUUUUUAUCCCAGAGGCCUCUUACGUUGACUUGAAAAGACGGACUAUGUCUUUCAGAGAUCUUGUGGGUAUCACAUCAGUCUUGACAAAUUUUCUACCCUCCAAGUUAUGAUCCUAAGAACAGCUUGCCUCCCAUUUCUCCGGUUUGUGCUAUUAUGAAGGCCUUAUUGUUUCAGCCUUCUUCAAUCUUGAGGGUUGUUGUCACUGUAUGGGUGGUUCAGAAACAAGUAGGUCCUGUUGCUAUGAAGGGGGUCACAGCUUUUGUUGGCAUAGCUAAACUUUGUGGCUCAUGGAACAGUAUGAAUGUAGAAUGUAGCUUUCUCCACUUGUGGACUGCUUUGCAUAGCUGCCAGAGGCCUCCAGAGAAGACCUUCAGGGCUUUGUGGUCUUUAUCUGUAGCACGGAUACUAAAAUUUGUGGGUUCAUAGGUCAGCUGGAUACAGGGCAUUUUUUGUGACAAUUUCUGGCAUUUUUUGAACAAGACAAAAUUCUUUUACGAGGUAUAUUGCAUUGUACUUGGUACGGCUGAGGGAAGUCUGUUGCCCAGCUCUUGCAAUGCAGACACAUGCCCUGAUAUCCAGAAUUCUGUAGGAUAACAUCACAGAUUGUAAUGCUAUCAGGUGAAAUUAUAAUUUUAUAGAAUUACUUUAUUUAUAGGCAGUGGAGAAGACAGAAUAAUGUAACUGCAACUCAUGUCUUUUUUUUUUUUUUUUUUUGAGGCAGAGCCUCGCCCUGUUGCCCAGGCUGGAGUGCAGUGGCAUAAUCUUGGCUCAUGGCAACCUCUGCCUCCCAGGUUCAAACGAUUCUCCUGCCUCAGCCUCCUGAGUAGCUGGGACUACAGGCACAUGCCACCACACCCAGCUAAUUUUUGUAUUUUUAGUAGAGAUGGGGUUUCACCAUGUUGGCCAGGCUGGUCUCGAACUCCUGACCUUGUGAUCUGCUGGCCUCAGCCUCCCAAAGUCCUGGGAUUAUAGGUGUGAGCCACCACGUGCAGCGUAAUGCAUGUCUUUAAAAAGGGCAUCCACAAUGAUCCAGUCACUACUUAUAUGAUGAAUAUGCAGAUACAGGAAUUAUCAGGACUUCCAUAAUGAUGAAUGUUGUAUUGUUGAGGCCAUUGUCAGAGGAAAUAAUCUAAAGGUUUUGUGAAUUCCUGUACUCAUUCUGGGCUGUUCUCCUCAAGGUCAUUCCUGCAUUAGCAGGAGGAAGAUGAUUGAUAGGGAGAAGGGAGAUC
Pan troglodytes (chimpanzee) is the source of this 5550-nucleotide messenger RNA. Its product is annotated as zinc finger protein 814. Gene Ontology annotation, molecular function: DNA-binding transcription repressor activity, RNA polymerase II-specific; DNA-binding transcription activator activity, RNA polymerase II-specific; RNA polymerase II cis-regulatory region sequence-specific DNA binding. NCBI's taxonomy places the organism in Eukaryota, Metazoa, Chordata, Mammalia, Primates, Hominidae. The coding region runs from base 982 to 3219 and encodes 745 amino acids. The record is from RefSeq and is a predicted model, not a curated record. Gene Ontology annotation, biological process: negative regulation of transcription by RNA polymerase II; regulation of cytokine production; regulation of immune system process. The transcript is spliced from 5 exons. Gene Ontology annotation, cellular component: nucleus; nucleoplasm.